Messenger RNA from Lotus japonicus, 3221 nucleotides. RefSeq names its product protein FAR1-RELATED SEQUENCE 5-like. The record is from RefSeq and is a predicted model, not a curated record. The transcript has 2 exons. Gene Ontology annotation, biological process: regulation of DNA-templated transcription. The coding region runs from base 276 to 2723 and encodes 815 amino acids. Gene Ontology annotation, molecular function: zinc ion binding. NCBI's taxonomy places the organism in Eukaryota, Viridiplantae, Streptophyta, Magnoliopsida, Fabales, Fabaceae.
UUUUAUUCUGCUUUCCCUCAUUCUAUUGUGUUCAUGUUCCAUUUCGGUCUGCUGCAUAAGGGGACCUGUACAAGUCUGGUCGGCUUGGUUGUGUCUUUUGAAACUGACGUCCGGUGUGGUAUUGCCUACUGACCACUGAGCGAGCAAAUUCGAGAUCAACUGAAAAUGAAAUAGAAAUUGUAUUCUCCUCUUCCGAACGAAACGAAGGGAACAGCAUCAAAAUAAAAACCCUACUACGGUUCUUCCAAUUCAUCUCUCUUCCCAGAAGAAAGGCCAUGGAGGAUACUGAACCGGAUCAUAUGAAAAGGCCUCCCCAGCAAAAUAAUGCAGAAAAUGAAUGUGCAAUAUCACUUGUGGUGGUGACUAAUGUGGGGCAGGAGAGUCACAGCUCAAAGGAUUCCUCUGCUGCAGACAGUAACAAGAUCAUUGACACACAGAUGAAGCGUGCAAGCCCAAAUGUUUGUCCUGUUGACCAUAUUCAGAUAGAAAAUGAUGAUGAAUGUCAAAUCUCGAACACUUCCCCUGAUGACAUAUUUCAUAUUAAUGUCAGUAGUGGACAGCUGUGUCAGAACCCCAAUACUACCUCUAUAUCAAUGAUCAAUACUGAUGUAGAAAAUGAGGACCAAAUAGAUAUGGAACCACAGAUUGGCAUGGUGUUUGAAUCAGAAGACCAUGCUUACAAGUGUUAUAGCAAGUAUGCUGUUCUGAAUGGUUUCAGCGUAAGAAAGGAUUUUGUCAACAAAAGUAGGUUAGAUGGUGCAGUGAUGUCCAGAAGAUACACCUGCCACAGACAGGGUUAUCGUCCUAACAAGAAUACUACAAACCUGAGGAGAAUCCAGCACGAAACCAGGACUGGUUGCUUGGCUCAUAUGACUAUUGUUCGUCAGCCGAAUGGCAAGUUUCUUGUCACACAUUUUGAAAGAGAGCACAAUCAUGAGUUUGUAUCACCGUCUGCUUCUCAUAUGUUACCAUCACAGAGAAAAUUGUAUUUUGCUCAAGCUCUGGAAACGUGCUUAGUUGAGUCCCAAUUGGAUGGGGUACCAAAACUAGGAAUGAGAUUUGACGCAGAGAACCAUGCGUAUGAAUUUUAUAAUACAUAUGCUGGACGUGUAGGUUUCAGUGUAAGAAAAGAUUAUGCAAAUAGGAGUAAAGUUGAUGGUGCAGUAGCGUCUAGAAGGUUUACUUGUUUCAGGGAAGGUUUUCGGAAGAAAGACAAACAGGAUGGGAAUGCAAAGAGACCUCGGAAGGAUACUAGAAUUGGUUGUUUAGCACAGCUGCUUAUUUCUCGUCAACCUGAUGAUAGGUAUCAUGUAACUCACUUUGAAGAAAAGCAUAAUCAUGAGCUUGUUCCUCCAUGUAGAGUUCAAAUGUUAAGAUCACAGAAGAGAUCAGCCGCAACUGAAGUCGAAAACAACAUUGUAAAUGGAGAUGGAUCCAACUUACUGCCUAAUUCAACCGCUGAAAUCAAUUGCAGGACAGUUGAAGGUUUUGCUGACCAAGAUUAUGAUCCCAUAGGUUAUGAGCAUAAACUACCUUUCAAAUGUACAAGAGAAAUAAAAGAGGGAGAAAUUGAAAAGAUUAAGGACCACUUUCAAAGAAAGCAAUCAAAGAACCCUUCUUCCUUUUAUGCUUUCCAGCUUGAUGCUGGUGAUCAACUAACUAAUAUAUUUUGGGCUGAUUCAAAGAUGAUAGUAGACUACAGUGAUUUUGGUGAUGUUGUUUGUUUUGAUAGAAGUUAUAAAUUUUACAAAGACUGCCGCCCAUUUGCUCCAUUCCUCGGUGUAAAUAAUCAUAAGCAAAUGAUUAUCUUUGGUGCUGCACUUCUGUAUGAUGAAUCUGUGGAAUCUUUAAAGUGGCUGUUUCAUGUUUUCAUUGAGGCAAUGUCUGGAAGGAAGCCAAUGACAAUCUUAACAGAUCAGGAUGCAACAAUAGCUGAAGCAAUCAAUUCUGUAUUACCUCAAACAAAUCACCGAGUUUGUGUAUGGCAUAUCUACCAGGAUGCCUUCAAGCAACUGACUCGUAUGUCUGUUGAAUCUGAUUCUUUUGUACAUGAUUUGAGCAGCUGUGUGUUUAAUCAUGAGGAAGAAGAGGAUUUUGUUAAUGCAUGGAAUGCUCUCCUGGGCAAUUAUAAUCUGUGGGAUAAUGAAUGGUUGUGUGAAAUAUAUGAAAGCAGAGAGCGAUGGGCCAUACCAUAUGGAAGACAUGUUUUUCAUGCUGACAUAGCAAACCUGCUGAGAGAAAAUCUGACUGGGAACCUGAAAAAGCACUUAAGGAAUGACUCAGAUGUUCUUUCAUUUCUCAAGCAUCUUGGGAAGAUGGUUACUGAUUGGCACUACAAGGAAUUAGAAGCCAAUUAUGACAUGAGCCAGCGUAUGCCAGCCCUGAUGGGGGAUGUUGUUACAUUAAAGCACGCAAGAGACCCGUAUACGCCAGAGAUAUUUGAGUUAUUCCAGAAGGAAUAUGAAGCAAGUUUAAAUCUAGUGGUAAAGCAUUGCACUGAGAGUGGAUCCCUGUAUAUUUAUAAAGUUAGUAUAUAUGAACAAGCGCGAGAGUACACUGUUACUUUUGAUUCUUUUAAUGAGAAAAUCAGUUGCAGCUGUAUGAAAUUUGAGUAUUUGGGAGUCUUAUGCUGCCAUGCUUUAAAAGUUCUUGAUUAUCGGAACAUAAUGAUAGUCCCAUCCCAGUACAUCUUAAAGAGAUGGACAAAAGAUGCUAGAAUUUGAACUCUUUAGUGUUUGGAGGCAAAUUUUGAACGCUUCUCAUCUGCACUUCUAAUUAAACAAGAACCAUGGCUGUCAGUUUUGUAAGGUGGCAUUUCAUUUGCUAAAAAUCUUCAAGGUAGAAAGGCAGCCUACAUGUAUGAAUCUUAUGUGAAUAUAUUUGUACAUCAUAUUCCUGAAAGUUUAGCUGUAUUUGCAUCUUACUCUGUUUCUUUUGUGGAAAAGAUUGGCGUUUGCAGUAAAUCUUUUCUUUGGUUAUUAAGAGCCAAUUUGUCUGGAUCUCAUGAUUACAGGCCAAUAUGGUAUUAGUGUAUGUUUGGAAACUCGUUCGAAAACUGCUGUGAAAACAAAAUCAUGGUGGACAUAAGCAAUUUCUCUUAGCUUUUGUUUCUGCCACCAUGAGUUUUUGUUUCACCCUGGCUUUUUAACGAAUUUUCGAACAUGCACUUACCUAUUUCUAGGUGCUACUCGGAAAGUUUUUCCUGCAACUUAAACAUACGU